This is a messenger RNA of Benincasa hispida (wax gourd), 2614 nucleotides long. Its product is annotated as rop guanine nucleotide exchange factor 7-like. Gene Ontology annotation, molecular function: guanyl-nucleotide exchange factor activity. The record is from RefSeq and is a predicted model, not a curated record. Lineage: Eukaryota; Viridiplantae; Streptophyta; Magnoliopsida; Cucurbitales; Cucurbitaceae.
AAAAGUUAUUUUAAUCACUGUGAUUCCCACUUCCCACAUCUAUGAUUCAAGAACCCUCGUUUAAGGAAAGCAAAGGCCACAGUCUUUGAACACACACCGCAUCACCGCCAUCUUAGUGUCUGCUUAAAGUUUUGGGACCAUGGAUGCUCUGUCCAGCUCUCAUAAAUAUCAAUGGCGGACACCGCUUCUCUUUGUCUUUCCAACUUCAUGUGUUUGAUCCCACUCACAGUAAUCAUGAGUACCACCUCCAUUUAAAUUCAUCCACCUCUUUCCUUUCAUUGUUUUCACCGUUUAUACAUACACAUACCCUUUUCAUUAUCAGCCAUGGUUGAUUUGAGGUGAAACCUUUUGGAUAAAGCGAAAUCGACCCUUCGAAGAGUGGCCCCAUAUCAUUUCAGAACCCCAUUUUUCUUUGAUUUAGCUAUCUGGGUUUUGGAAUCUCCUUCGCAAUUUGUGUUUGGGAGCUGGGUUUUGCUUGAGAAGGCUUCAACUGGGUGAAAUCGAAGUGGGUUGCUCUGAUUUUGUGCUAUGGUUGUGACUGAGAAGGGGAAGUUGUAAUGGAGGAGAGUGUGAUUGAAAAAAGCCAAAGCAUUGGCGACAUUGUGUCUGAAAAUGAGACGCUUGGCCAUUUGAUUGAAGAACAUGGGCGUGAGAGUAGCUCCAGCUCUGAUUUUCUUACAUCAGAAACCACAGGGCUCGAGGAGCAUAGUCAUAGUGGUUCUGAGGAUUCAUCUUCCCCUUCUUCAUUGAGUUGGUCUACUCGAAAAGUUGAGGUACCUGAUUGUAUUAGAACUAAUGGUGUUGUUAAUGGAGAUAAAAACCAUGUUGAUAAUAGGAAGCUGGAGAAGAAAGUAUCCUCAUCAUCAGAGAUUGAGAUGAUGAAGGAAAGAUUUUCAAAACUGUUGCUUGGAGAAGAUAUGUCAGGAUGUGGAAAUGGGGUUUGUACAGCAUUGGCUAUAUCUAAUGCCAUUACAAAUCUUUGUGCCACUUUGUUUGGGCAACUAUGGAGAUUAGAACCCCUUCCAUCAGAAAAGAAAGUUAUGUGGAGAAGGGAGAUGGAUUGGCUUCUUUGUGUUAGUGAUCACAUUGUCGAAUUGACGCCUACUUGGCAAACGUUUCCUGAUGGAAGCAAGCUUGAGGUUAUGACGUGCAGACCACGCUCAGAUCUCUAUGUAAAUCUUCCUGCUCUUCGAAAACUGGACAAUAUGCUUCUUGAAAUACUAGAUAGUUUUGAAGAUUGUGAGUUUUGGUAUGUUGAUCAAGGGAUACUGGCUCAUGAGACUGAUGGGUCUUCCUCUUUGAAAAGAGUGCUACAGCGUCAAGAAGAAAAAUGGUGGCUUCCUGUUCCUCGAGUUCCUCCUGGCGGUCUCCAUGAAGACUCAAGAAGGCAAUUGCAACACAAGCGGGAGAGUACAAACCAGAUACUAAAAGCUGCAAUGGCAAUUAACAGUACAACUCUGGCUGAUCUGGAAAUUCCUGAACCAUAUCUCGAAGCCUUACCGAAGAAUGGAAGAGCCUGUUUGGGAGAUCUUAUAUAUCGAUAUAUUUCCUCGGAUCACUUCUCUCCUGAAUGUUUGCUUGACUGCCUUGAAAUGUCUUCUGAACAUCAAGCUACAGAGAUUGCUAAUCGGGUUGAGGCUUCAAUCUAUGUUUGGCGGAAGAGAAUAAACUCAAAACCUGCCACUAACUCCACCAAACAAAGUUCAAAAUCAUCGUGGGAAAUGGUCAAGGAGCUGAUGGUCGACUCGGAGAAAAGGGAGUUGCUUGCAGAGAGAGCAGAGACUCUACUACUUUGCUUGAAGCAACGGUUUCCCGGUCUUCCACAGACAACCCUAGAUAUGAGCAAGAUUCAGUACAAUAAGGACGUUGGGAAAUCCAUCUUAGAGAGCUACUCUCGAGUUUUAGAGAGCCUAGCAUUCAAUGUCGUUGCACGUAUCGAUGAUUUGCUUUACGUGGAUGAUCUCACAAAGCAUUCCGAUCAUCAACUCUCAUCUAUAUCCAAACUUGGUGUGAUUUCUCACAAGAACAGCCCAUUGCAUUUCCCAGUGCCCGUCUCUGGCACUCCAUAUAAAACACCCUUUGCCACUCCAAGCUUUUCACCUGCACAAACAGCCAGCCCUGCAAAGGGAGAGAGGUCACCGUUCAUUCCCAGCACCAAGAUUCCCCAGCGUGGGUUUGGAGUAAAAAAGGUUUUGACCGACUAUCUUAGUGUGGAAGCAAGAGGAGGAAAAGAAUUCAGCAAUAAAAUUGAAAAAGCUGAGCCGACCACAAACUCGAAACUCGACAGGCAAGCCUCUCAGUACAGGGGAGGAUUAGCAAGCUCACCCAGACAAGGAUCGGUUGUGGAAGAGUGAAAUCCAAGGUUGGUUUGAGGAAGUUGAGAUUCAUGGGGUUUGUUUUUCCACUUGAAUUGUCACUUUUCUGCAUAUUUUUUUUUUGUAGGCAUAGGAUGUAUAUUUGAAAUUGGGGAAGGUUUAUCUUCAGAAUUGGGCUGUAUUUGUGUUGAUGAGGUGUGAUUGACUGUCAAUAUGAGGAAUCAAAUGCUUCAUCUCUUUCCUGACUUACCUAUGUUUUGACUGUGAAAGUAUAAAGAAAAUAAAUUUUCAUUUACAAA